Molecule: messenger RNA, 1290 nt
Organism: Exaiptasia diaphana
Lineage: Eukaryota; Metazoa; Cnidaria; Anthozoa; Actiniaria; Aiptasiidae
Product: galanin receptor type 2-like
Exons: 2
Coding region: 224-1204 (326 amino acids)
Biological process (GO): G protein-coupled receptor signaling pathway
Cellular component (GO): membrane
Molecular function (GO): G protein-coupled receptor activity
Source: RefSeq, a predicted model, not a curated record
AACAGUUUGAGCACURUGAAAAUGAUUGAUGUACGUACGCCACGACAGUCUAAAUUGAUAACUCCAAGGGGAGCUUUGCGUGCUUGAAAGAUGAAUCUUUUAUGAGCAACUUCCCAAUUGGAACCGCCGCACUUUUUGGCUUACUUUGACUCUCAGUCCAAAAACAACAGACAGCUGCUGDACGAAGCGCCCAUACGAAAAAGCAAUUCAUUUCCUUGUCGCCAUGAACAAUAUGACUAAUGAUUCAGCGUCGGGAUGCUCUUUCACUGACAAAGAAUCAGCGUCGACAAUACUAAAGAUGAUUGCCUACACCAGUAUUUCUCUUCUAAGUCUGGCUGGAAAUACACUUGUCUUGGCUGUCUUCCGCAAAAACCGCGAGCUGCGUUCCGUGGUGUUCUACUUCAUUGCCAACAUGGCAGUUUCAGAUUUGGUGCUGCCGUUAUUCGCUUUUCCUAGAGCAAUUGGUGAAAUAAUAAACGGACCAUUGACAUGGAUGCUUGAUGGAUCAAUAGGCUCUCUCUCAUGUAAAAUGGCAACUUUUUUACAAGACAUUUCCACUGCUGUAUCCAUCGAAAGUCUGGUUGUCAUAGCGCUGGAAAGGUUUGUUUCGGUGGUUCAUUCAGACAGAAAAAGUUUUCUCAGUUCUCAAAAGACCAGGCGAACGGUUCUUGUUUGUACAUGGGUUUUAGCCAUACUUUUACACUUACCUUAUCUAUUUGUAUUUGAAAUUGUUAAAGCUAACGGYAAACAAUUUUGUUUGCCAUUGUGGAGUAGUGAUCGACGAUGGAGAAUGACUAUACCAGUGAUAUAUUUUGUGUCAAUAUUUACAGUCUUGUAUGCACUACCUUUUCUUCUUCUGGCCAUUUUAUACUCAGCAAUUGUGCAUAAACUACGGCAUUUGGAUAUUCCAGGCUGCAAUUGCUCUCAACGGAGAAGAAGACAAGAAAGAAAYAGAACAAUCACCAUAAUGGCAAUGAUAUUCGUUGCAGCGUUCUUUUUGUGUUGGACACCAUUUUUCAUCUAUGCUUUCCUCCUUUGCUUCAAAUGGCACUUAGACAUGCCAUGUUCACAGAUAAACUUUAGAUUUACUGUUAUACUCAUCGCUCACUUAAACAGCGCUAUCAAUCCUUUCAUAUACUUUCUCUGUAGCAAAUCAUUCCGAAAAGGAGUCAGAAAUGUAAUUCCGCUUUGUUUAGAAAUAUGAAUUAUCUCGGAAAAGUUGUGUUAUUGCUUUUUGAUCACAUAAUUCAUCGCCUGCUUUCUUUAUUUUAUUAAAAGGGAUAAAUCUUA